UACAGCAGGGGGUUGGGACUUAAACGUCCCUUCCGACCCAAACCAUUCUAUGAUUCUAUUACACAAAUUAAGAUUCCACCAAAACCACAUUCCCGAUACAUCUCCGAUAGGAGGGCUCAGCCCCAGGCCGAGCAGCGCAGCCCUCGCUGGGGCGGGCCGAGCCCCCUCCGCGCCGCCGCGCAUGCCCGCCGAUGCCGGCUGUAGUGGCCGCACCGGCUGUGCCGCCCGCCCGCCGCCACGCGGCGCUCCCUGCUUUUGCUGCACGGCAGGGCGCGGUAGCCGGUUGGGCGGCAAAGAAACACCGGCUCUCCGUUCCCGGCCCGACCGCCGGCAGGGCGGGGAGCACCGGGGAAGCACAGCUCCACGGGGAACCGCAGCUCCUCACCGCGGAGCUCCCGCCGGCCUCAGGAUGUGGAAGCUGGUGCCCGCCGCACGACCAGGAGAGCCGUUUCGACUUUUAGUUGGUACCGAAUAUGUUGUUGGACGCAAAAAUUGUGCUAUUUUAAUUCAGGAUGAUCAAUCAAUCAGUCGAAGUCAUGCAGUUCUGACAGUAAGUCGUCCUGAAACAACCCAUAGCCAGUCUGUUUCAGUCCCCGUGUUAACAAUCAAAGACACUUCCAAGUAUGGUACUUUUGUUAAUGGAUCAAAAUUGAGUGGCACUUCAAGGUCUUUGCAGUCUGGUGACAGAGUAAAUUUUGGAGUCUUUGAGAGCAAGUUUAGAGUGGAAUAUGAAUCUUUAGUUGUUUGCUCCUCAUGUUUAGAUGCUGCUCAGAAAAAUGCUUUAAAUGAAGCCAUCCAGCAGCUCGGAGGGCUUGUUGUGAAUGAAUGGACAAAAGAAUGUACUCACCUAAUAAUGGCAUCAGUAAAAGUUACUGUUAAGACAAUAUGUGCUUUGAUUUGUGGACGACCAAUUGUAAAACCAGAGUUUUUUAAUGAAUUAAUGAAGGCUGUUCAGUCCAGGCAACAAUUGCCGACUCCUGAAAACUUUUAUCCUUCAGUUGAUGAGCCUUCCAUUGGUAUUGAUAACAUGGAUUUAUCUGGACAUCCUGAAAGGAAAAAAAUAUUCAGUGGAAAAACUUUUGUAUUUCUGACUGCCAAGCAGCACAAGAAACUGGGUCCAGCAGUUAUUCUUGGAGGAGGAGAAGCAAAACUGAUGACAGAGGGAAGAAAAGAAACUUCUUUACUGGUUUCUCCUGAAGUUUGUGUUGUUGAUGUUGGGAUGACAAACUCUCAGAUCCUAGGAUCUGAGUCCAUGAGAAACUGGACUGAUUCCAUUCUGACUGUCUUAGAAAGCAACAAUCUCAGGGCUAUUCCUGAAGCAGAAAUUGGAUUGGCAGUUAUUUUCAUGUCUACAGAAAGAUACUGCAACCCCCAGAGGCAGCCUGAUAACAAAGCUGUAACUGCAAGUACUGCAUCAGGAGCCGGGCCAGCCAUUUCUCAGAGUUUGGCUGUGAAUGAAACAAUAAUGCCAACUGCUGCUGCAGAUAACAGUGCAUUAUAUAUAGCUGAUACAGAAAUUGAAGAGCAGACAUGUAUGGAGAUAGAGAAGACGACUUCUCAGACAAAGAGGAGAGAAAAAGGGGCUUUCCAGCAAACUGCUGUAAAGGAGAACCCUAGCACAAGUGGCACUGCAAAUACAGGAACAUUAAUAGCUAAAGUAAACAGAACACCUGGGUUUAGUCAAAAAAAUCAUCCAGUAUCUCCAUCUAAAAUUUUGGAAGUUGAUAAACCUAGAGAGUGCACUCCACGUCAGCAGUCUAAUUCAAUUACAAAUUACUUCCAUGUUGCUAGGAAAAGGGAAAGAACUGAAGAAGGAGAAGAAACAUCUGUACCCAAACUAGCAAAACUGGAGAAAAGGCCGUUACCUGUUUCCAAGUCCACUGAAUCCUCAGCUUCAUCAACAUGGAACAGUGAAAAAGAACAGCAUCAAAAGGAAAAUAACAUCCAAUUUAGAAGGGAAAGUGGUGAAAUAGCAAGUAAUAAAACUGACACUAAAAUUACUUUUAGUGAAAAUCCUGCACCGAAGAAAAGAAAGGAGUUAGAUGAUGCAUCUGAAGAUUUAGAGACGCUAGAGAUGGUGUUUGAAACCAGAGACCUAAACUGGGAAGAGCAAACAGCAAAUGGUGACCAGGAAGCUCAAAGCAAUAAACGAAGGAGGAAAUGUCUGGAAACCAAAGGCAGCAGAACAGAAGAAGGAAAUACAAAGCAGAGAGAGGAGAAUGAGAUGUUGAGAAAAGAUGAAGUUGGAUCAGUUCUGACUCCGGAAAAGAGAAGUGAGAUUAAGGAAGAAUCAUCGGUCUCGAACCACAACAAACUUGAAGAUGACUCCAGCCAUCUUCCUAGCAAACUUCUGUUGACUGAGUUUCGAUCACUGGUUGUCAGCUGUCCAAGACCGAACAGCCCGACUAUUAGGAAUACCAAAUGCAAGGGACAGAACAAUUUCAAAACAUUCAGAAAGGUCCCUUAUCCAGGAGCUGGGCAACUUCCAUACAUUAUUGGAGGAUCAGAUUUGGUUGCUCACCAAACUAGAAAGAAUUCAGAACUAGAAGACUGGUUAAGAGAAGAAUUGGAGGAACAGAAUCGACGUGCAAGAGAAGAAUCACUUGCUGAUGAUCUCUUUAGAUAUGAUCCCAAUGUGAAAAGGAGAAGAUAAAUUGUGACCUGAAUUUACAGCAAUUCUGUAUCAAAAUAUUCUUUCUGCUCCACUGAUGUGUUUGCUGGUUACAACAUGUAAUAUAUACACAUAUAUGACUAUCUGAGCUAUCUGUUAUUGUAUGACUUGUUUUUAAACCUUGCUUUUAUUACAGAAAAAGAAAAAUUUCUUUCAAGGAUUGUACAUGCAAGACCUUAACGUUUUUGUUUCAGAGUAACGCUUAGGAAAAUACUGCAUGUAUUUAGGAUUUAAUUUCAGGCAGCUUCUUUCUAAUGUUUACUUGUCAAUACUAUUGGAGGGAGGAGGGGGGAAUGAGAGGGGAAAGAAAGGAAGCUAGGAUCAGGCUUUUUUAAUUUUAGAAAGGCCUUGUUAAUUAAUUAGCUUUUUGUCUAUUAUCACUUUUGCCUUAAGGUGAAAGUUUUUGAAGAAGGCAUAAUCAAGACAAAGAAGUUACACCAAACCUUAAAUGUUUCUUAUUUACUCAGGCACAAGUUUAAUACUAAUCAACUCCAGCUUCUUCCUUUUCUUGAAGUUGGUAACAACAGAUUGUUUAUAGAUAAACACCAAUUUUUUGUGAUGGCAAAUAUUGAAACAAACCUUUGUAUUAAAAAAUGAGAGAUCUUGCCUCAUUAUCAGUAUUCAAAUAGUCAGUAUUUGCUUGAACGUCCUUCAGCUGGGCUAGAAAUGGUCCUGUAAACUCAGGAAAAUUUUACAACAGCAACAAGCAGUUCAGUUUUGUUUUUUUUUUUCUUUGAGAGGGGAGAGAGGCAAAGAUUGUUUCUUUCUCCACCUAUUCCCUUUCCUUUGCAAAUAGAAAAGAACUGUGUUUGUUUGAAAAUGGCUGUUGUUUCUUCCUUACACAAAUUCUUCUUAAAAAGCUACAUGAUGACAAUCAUUUUACAGGAGUUUAUAUACUUUCCUAUAGUAUCACACGAAAAUCAUCAUAGAAUCAUCACGGAAUGGCCUGGUUGAAAAGGACCACAAUGAUCAUCAAAUUUCAACCCCCCUGCUAUGUGCAGAGUGGCCAAAUCAGCUUUAUUAAUUUCUCCAGAGUAUAAAUUUGUAAAUUGUUUUCAUUUGCAGUAGAACUUGAGACAGAUGAGGAGGAAGGCUAGAUUUGAUGAUUUUCACAAUGAUGAGACUUGUGUUCAUUUUUUUUUUAAAUGCAAUAGGACACUGUAGUUAAGGGAAUUGCAUGUAAGUCUUGUGCUAACUGUUAAGUGCAGAGUGCUGUUCCUUUCAAGGGACAUGAUCAGUUCUACUUUCUGAGCUACUCAGGAUAUUUUUUAUAUAAGAUUCAUUUAACAGAAAAGAAGUAUGCUUCAGGUUGAGAAGCGUGAACUACUCCCCUCUUUGAGCUGACAGUUACUACUCAUUAUUUUCAAUAGAAUACCAAUGUCAGUAGAUAACAGCUGUCCAAAUACUGCUUGUAGGGACUUGUCCCUGAUUUUUAGGAUUGUAGGAGCUUUUCCAUCAAUGAAAGAAGAAAAAAGGUGAAAAUUCCAGAUCAGGUUGUGGCAGGGAAGCCAAAUAAACGCUGUUGCUUUUUGAAAUAAUGUCAUUUUUACGGUCUUGAAAAUUCAGGCCAAGAGAAAUCAAAGGAGCUGGUCUCAAGAGGGAGAAAAGGAAGUUAAUUGAAUUCUUGAGCUCUUUUUCAGGGAUAUUGUUUUAAGAGUUAGGAAUCUAUUAAGAGACUUAAGUGUAGCUAAUGCCUAAUGAUGGUAGCCUUCUCAGUGGUUCAUUAAGUAGAACAAGUAUUAGUGCUACUGUUCUAAAAGAUUUUGGAGCUGGAAAUAAAUCAGCUUUUCUUCAUCAUACUUAAGUUCAGCUCAAAAAGCCUUGAGGUUGCUCACUUACAUAAAACUGUGAUGAAGAUGAACAGUAGUUCUGUCACUGUUUAUAAGGUGGUAGGAUUGCUUUUCUUAUGUGUUGUGAAUGAAUCUUUAACACAGCAGUCAAGGUGAACUAGGCUAUUUCAAACCACUAUGUCAUGUUUUAACUCUGAAGAACAAUGCCCCAAGAUCUAUGUAUGUCAGUAGCAAUUACCCUGAAGUCAAACUGGUUACAUGGUCUCAGACAAAAAAAUAUUCUGUGUUCAAAAAACAGUUGUUCCUCAUUUUUGUCUUUAUGGAUCCUUGACUGCUCAGGGAUGGCCAAAAUGAUACACAAACUGGAAGAUCGAUAACUCUGAAUUCAGCAGAUAGCCAUAAGGUUUGUUGGUACUGUAACUUGCAUCACAGUAAGGGCAGAUCUCAUCCACCCACCACCUUUAAUGGUUCUUCAGCUAUUGAAGUAUUUGCUGGAAGAGAUGUACUUAAUAUUAUAUUAUUUGUUGUACUCUCAAGGUGAAUUUUUCUUAUCUCAAAAUUUCCAUGUUUUUAUGUUUAAAGCUCUCUGUUCUAAUGGAUCUGAGUCCUUGCAGACUGCUGAUGAUGACCUUUUUGAUAGCAGUUAUUAAGCAGAAUAUCAAAUGGACAAGAUCCUUCAGAAAGCUUGUUUACCUCUGUAUAUAAUCAAUAGAAAAAAACCUCUUCUUUCUUGAGAAACUCCUAAUAAAACAUACCAUGGGCCUUAUAAAAGAAUGUAAAAAGCCAAGUCUUCUGCUACUCAGACUGCAACUUGAGCAGCCCCAGAGGCACAGCUGAGACCACUCUUGUGUUCACAUUAUAGCAGUUAGGGCUUCUCACAUCCAGUUCCCCAGGUAGUUGAUUUAGCAGCCUUGAUUCUUUUUUUCAGUUUAGCAUCAUAGAACUGAUAGACUCAGCCAUCAUGCAAUUAGGUGAGCACCUACAUAGAAGUACUUGGAGGGUUCCUCAUAAACCUUGUGAUGUUUUCUCUGUGCCAACAUUUCUCUGCAGUCUUUCACAGGCAGCUGGGAAACUACUUUACUGGGAAAGGUGGUUUCCUUGUUUCUCCCACUGUAUUAGAAAUUACUGCUGCUGCUCUGGGGCUGCAGUUCUCUCCUUGGAGAGAUUUGUACUCACACAUUUAAUUUCCCUGUAUCGUAUCUCUAUACAGAGUAACCUUACCUGAAUCGUAGCAUUUUACUGAGCAUUGUGUAGUUCAGAACAACUGCUGCUGCAUGCUUUGGUUUUACAGAUGGUUUCUGCCCUGUGGUUUCAAUAUUCAGAUGAACAUAUUUUUUUUUCUCUUAGUAAGCUUGUAUGGGGUUAACUUCACAUCUGCAACUAAAAAACAUUUACUAAUCUAACUUGGACCUCUAAGCUUUCUCUAAUCCAAACCACAACCUGAAAGCAUAGCACAUUUGACUGAGUUCUGCUUAUAGCUAUAUUUUUUUGAUAAAAAAAAACAGAAGCUUUAUCUACAGCACUUUCAUUUUUCAGAGUAAUGAACACUGAGGAGCUGCGGAUCUGCUUUU
Molecule: messenger RNA, 6032 nt
Organism: Phasianus colchicus (ring-necked pheasant)
Lineage: Eukaryota; Metazoa; Chordata; Aves; Galliformes; Phasianidae
Gene: NBN
Product: nibrin
Biological process (GO): double-strand break repair via homologous recombination; telomere maintenance; mitotic G2 DNA damage checkpoint signaling
Cellular component (GO): nucleus; Mre11 complex
Molecular function (GO): damaged DNA binding; protein binding
Source: RefSeq, a predicted model, not a curated record